Messenger RNA from Entelurus aequoreus (snake pipefish), 7694 nucleotides. It is a transcript of the gene znf148, whose product is annotated as zinc finger protein 148. Gene Ontology annotation, biological process: regulation of transcription by RNA polymerase II. Gene Ontology annotation, molecular function: DNA-binding transcription factor activity, RNA polymerase II-specific; RNA polymerase II cis-regulatory region sequence-specific DNA binding. NCBI's taxonomy places the organism in Eukaryota, Metazoa, Chordata, Actinopteri, Syngnathiformes, Syngnathidae. The record is from RefSeq and is a predicted model, not a curated record.
AUGGCGACAUUUACACAUGUUGAUGUGUCCAUGAAACGUGAGCCUGGACUCUAUGCUUAUUCCGCUCACUAUCGGAACACUGAGCACUUGCAGGGCAACCAUGACAGCCAGGCGAGCUUAAGACGAAUUGCAGACUCAGCAGCGAACCUGUGCAAGAUGAACUCUGAGGACAAGUUGGACGGCAUGCUGUUCAAGUGCAGCAGUGCAGGGAUGGACGUGGGCGGGCGUGUGGGGCUGGGCGGUGCGGGCGGACUGGUGGUGAUGACGCUCGGGGAGCGCUCGCUGGCGGACCACCCGCUGUUGGCGGAAGACGAGGACGAAGAGGAGGACUUGACCGUAAGCUCUCUGGUGACUCACGACCUGGUACCUCCCGAGCAGCUGAUGAUGCAGGAGAUGUCCAAGACCGGCGGCGGGGGCGAGGAGGAGGGAGCAGGCGAGGUGGGCGUGCACUUCCCCCUCAAGCUCACCCAUAAGUUGCCCUGCUUGCCUCUCAACAUUAAGCAAGAAUUAAAACUGACUGAGUCACCAGUGCAGAUAAAGAAGGACAAAAAAGCAGUCAAGGAUCUGAUCAUUUGUCCCAAGAAGAAGAAAAGGAAACAACACUCACCAGCAAAGAUCCUCAGCAUUAAUGACGACGGUUCCUUUGGCAUUCAGAACCCCAAGUGCCACGUGUGUGUUCACUGUAACGCAGCCUUCAGAACCAACUACCAUCUACAGAGGCACGUCUUCAUUCACACCGGUGAGAAACCGUUCCAGUGCAGCCAGUGUGACAUGCGCUUCAUUCAGAAGUACCUUCUCCAGAGGCACGAGAAAAUUCACACCGGCGAGAAGCCUUUCCGCUGCGACGAGUGUGGUAUGAAGUUCAUCCAGAAGUAUCACAUGGAGAGACACAAGAGGACACACAGUGGAGAGAAGCCCUACCAGUGCGACUACUGUCACCAGUACUUCUCCAGAACUGACCGUGUUUUAAAGCACAGAAGAAUGUGCCAUGAAAACCGAGACAGAAAGACCAACAAGGCUGGCAAUAAAAGUGUAGCACUACACGAAGCCGACUCUUUAAGCCCCUUCCUCACCAAAGAGUGCGUAUUGCCCAAGAAGAAGCGGCAAAAGUGUGCAGACAAGUCCGACAGUUCAGGCUCCUCCACGGCCGCCCAAGCAGAAGUGCUCAACAUGAAAGAAACUGAAAUGAAAGAGGAACACAGAAAAACUAAAUGUGAAGUUCUGCCUCUGUUCGCGGUGUCCUCCAAAGUUAAACAUGAGUACGUGAUUGGAGAGUACUCUGUGGAGCUUCCAGAAGAAAGUACCAGCCAACACCAAGAUGGAGACUUGUCACCGGAGGAGGCAGCAACCCCUAAACUGGUCCUGAAGAAGAUAUCUAAGAGGAGCCUGAAACAAUCCGGCGAACAAGCUCCUUGCCUGGCCACGCUGUCCUCCUUCGAGGACAACAAAGUCACACAUUAUACCUUUGAAAUUGUUGACAAGCAAGGCCUUUUAGACGAAGUCAGCAACACAGAAUCAGUUGAAACUCCGGUGAAACCGGCUACCAGCAGCACAAACUAUGACGACGCCAUGCAGUUUCUCAAGAAGAAACGCUACCUUCAAGCGGCGACGGCCAACAGCAGUCGGGAUUACAGUCUGAACACGAGUACUAUCGCUUCUCAGCCGACCGUUACUCACACGGUGGUGUCGGCAGUCAUUGACGAAACAGUCCCUGCUACCAUUCUGGGACCUCAGCUGAUUAACGCCGAGAUAAAAGCGACGCAUGACAGAAAUGUGUUGCCUGACGAGGUUCUUCAGACUCUGUUGGACCACUACUCCAACAAAGCUAAUGGCCAUUCAGACAUUUCCUUUAGCGUGGCAGAUGCGGAAGUUACCUCAAGCAUAUCUAUUAAUUCCUCGGAUGUUUCGGACAGCAGUCCUGCUGAGAGCCUUGGAGCUGCCAGUGUUCAAACUCAGCCUCCGGCGGAGAAGUCCAGUCUCUUGCAAGAAUAUUCCAAAUUUCUCCAGCAGGCGCUGGAAAGGACCAGCCAGAACGACAGCUACCUGACCAGCCAGAGCCUCAGUUUAGUCACGGAAAACCCCACCUUAGCCGGACAGCCUCUGUUCUCCACCGAGAAACAAUUUCCUUCCCCCAGUAGGUUCAAAUCAGGGACAAGUUCCCCAUUACGAUCCACAAUAGAGAAACCUCAGUUCGGAUUACUGGUCGGGGAUUCCCAGCACUCAUUUUCAUUUUCAGGUGAUGAGACCACUCCCCCUUCCACAGUGUCCCCUUCGGAGGAGGACUUCCUUGAACAGGUCUCGCCUUCCAAAAAGACGGACUCCUCUCAAGGGAUUCUGCAGACUUUUCAAAUAGGCACAUUCGAUCCAAACUUCAAGUCUCACUUCCAGACCUCCAGAUCUGGUUCCUCUUCACAGUUUACAGGUGCCAAUGGACAAGUAAGUCUACGCGGACACAGCACAGACUUCUCAGAGUUUCCUUUAGUCCGAGUCACUGAGACAAGGUCCCAACUGAAUUCCUCCCCGGAGGUUUCAUCGGGUGAAACCUUUGAUUGAGGAGAAGACUCUGGGUUUUGUUCAUUCUUCAUUUCUGCAGCACUUUAUCCCAUUUCAUCUGUUUUGCCAAAACACAUCCCGUGGAAUUCAGAUAGUUUAAGUACGUUGGGAGAAAAAAGGCUCUUCUUGAACUAGUACAUUGAAAAAUUGGCAGUUCCCCUUUAAAAAAUGUUUUUCAUUUGCAUCGAGAGAUUAACCAACCAAAGCGUAAUUUUCAUGCCAUAUUGCACAGGUGUCUAACUCCAGACCCGAUGAAAUUGCAUACAGUAAGAAGCAAUAUUGCAACAAAUAUUACAGUAUAUCAUAAUACCUUCUAAACAUUCUUUUUUUGUCUAAACAAAAUCCAAUACUGAAAUAUUGGUUUGACCUAUGAUUUCAAAGCAUGGUAUUCAUCAAAUUGUUCACUUUGAAAAUGACAAUAGAUUUCACAGUAAAAUGUACAGUGUUUUUUACAGCGUAUUAAUGAAAAUUGAAAAAACUCCUACGGGUUUUUUACGGUACAAUUCCGUCGACUGAGCUACCGGGGUUUUUUUCAACCAUAAAAUAUACGGUUGUUGUUUUUACGGUGUAUUACUGUAAAUGGAAAACGGUACCACAUUUUUUUCCAGUUGCCAGAAUUAAAUAAAAAACUGGUACUGUUUUUUCAGUUAAAGUUAAAGUACCAAUGAUUGUCACACAAACACUAAGUGUGGCAAAAUUAUUCUCUGCAUUUGACCCAUCACCCUUGAUCACCCCCUGGGAGGUGAGGGGAGCAGUGAGCAGCAGCGGUGGCCGCGCUCGGGAAUAAUUUUUGGUGAUUUAACCCCCAAUUCCAACCCUUGAGGCUGAGUGCCAAGCAGGGAGGUAAUGGGUCCCAUUUUUAUAGUCUUUGGUAUGACUCGGCCGGGGUUUGAACUCACAACCUACCUAUCUCAGGGCGGACACUCUAACCACUAGGCCACUGAGUAGGUAUUACAUUACAUUUACAGUAACAUGUUAAUUUUACAGUAAAAUUCUGGCAACCAAGCUAGUUUUUUCCUGUAAAAAAACAAAACAGUGGUGCUGUUUAUCUAUUUACUGCAAUACGUUUGGAAAAAAAACACUGUAUAGUACAUUUCUGGUGGUUGAGUUGCCAGAUUUUACUGUGAAAUCAAAAAAAAAAAUUGCACAGUGUUCUUAAAGGCCUACUGAAAUGAAUUUUUUUUUAUUUAAACGGGGAUAGCAGAUCCAUUCUAUGUGUCAUACUUGAUCAUUUCGCGAUAUUACCAUAUUUUUGCUGAAAGGAUUUAGUAGAGAACAUCGACGAUAAAGUUCGCAACUUUUGGUCGCUGAUAAAAAAAGCCUUGCCUGUACCGGAAGCAGCGUGACGUCACAGGUUGAAAGGCUCCUCACAUUUCCCCAUUGUUUACAAUGCAGCGUGAGCGAUUCGGACUGAGAAAGCGACGAUUACCCCAUUAAUUUGAGCGAGGAUGAAAGAUUUGUGGAUGAGGAACGUGAGAGUGAAGGACUAGAGUGUAGUGCAGGACGUAUCUUUUUUCGCUCUGACCGUAACUUAGGUACAAGGGUUCAUUGGAUUCCACACUUUCUCCUUUUUCUAUUGUGGAUCACGGAUUUGUAUUUUAAACCACCUCGGAUACUAUAUCCUCUUGAAAAUGAGAGUCGAGAACGCGAAAUGGACAUUCACAGUGACUUUUAUCUCCACGACAAUACAUCGGCGGAGCUCUUUAGCUACGGAGCUAACGUGAUAGCACAUCGGGCUUAAAUGCAGAUAGAAACAAAAUAAAUAAACCCCUGACUGGAAGGAUAGACAGAAAAUCAACAAUACUAUUAAACCAUGGACAUGUAAAUACACGGUAAAUGCUUUCCAGGCUGGCGAAGCUUAACAAUGCUGUUGCUAACGACGCCAUUGAAGCUUACUUAGCAACGGGACCUCACAGAGCUAUGCUAAAAACAUUAGCUAUCAACCUACGCCAGCCCUCAUCUGCUCAUCAACACCCGUGCUCACCUGCGUUCCAGCGAUCGACGGAGCGACGAUCAUAGAUGCGGCCCAGAGACGGAGGAAGUCAAGGUGAGGUCGGCGGCUAGCGCGUCUGCUAUCCUUCUCAAAGUCGUCCUGGUUGUGUUGCUGUAGUCCGCCGCUAAUACACUGAUCCCACCUACAACUUUCUUCUUUGCAGUCUUCAUUGUUCAUUAAACAAAUUGCAAAAGAUUCACCAACACAGAUGUCCAGAAUACUGUGGAAUUUUGAGAUGAAAACAGAGCUUUUUGUAUUGGAUUUAAUGGUGUACCAAUACUUCCGGUUCAACGAUUGACGUCACGCGCAUACGUCAUCAUACAUAGACGUUUUCAACCGGAAGUUUAGCGGGAAAUUUAAAAUUGCACUUUAUAAGUUAACCCGGCCGUAUUGGCAUGUGUUGCAAUGUUAAGAUUUCAUCAUUGAUAUAUAAACUACCAGACUGCGUGGUCGGUAGUAGUGGCUUUCAGUAGGCCUUUAAAAAAUACAUAUAAUAAUCAAAUACAAAGGCAAAUUCCUAUACAGUAGGGAAGGGAUUCAUAUGGCCCCAUUCCUGGGUGGAUCUCACGCAAAAGGAAGAGGCAAUGCAGUCUGCUGAAAAUGAUGGAAAGCGCCACUCUACAUAGCAACUGACGCUGUGGGCAAAGUUGGAAUUGCCACCAAACACAUUUUAAAGAUAUUUAACACUCUACUACCAUCUGGCGGCUAAAGUGGAUAGUGCACGCCCCCAAUUUGUCACAUUUCAUGUGUCAGGUAAACCGCAAUGAAAGGGGCCAUAUGGGUUCCUUCCUACUGUGUUAUACACCCCUGCCAUAUUUAUUUAUGUCCAUCCAUUCUGCUUCCUCUCACAUACAAACAACUGUUUUGCUGCUAGCUACCUCCCCUUGCUUUGAAGAAACAAUGAAGUGCAAAAAUUCAACUCUGAAAUAUUCCAAUUCUAGUUUUUUAGUUGCCUCCUGGGAUGACACCAUGACUAUGAAACUGUAUAUCUUUUUUUUUUUUUACUGCCACUUUACUGUUGCCUGAAAAGCGUGUCGUCAUUUUUGUAUUUUUAGUUGAGAAGGAGGCUUGCCUUUAAUCUGGAUUCUUGAACAUGAGCAGAAUUUUGGAUUGGAUGUGAAAAAAAUAGAGACCCCGUUUUUCUGUUUUUUUUUUUUGGUAUUGCCAAAUAGAAGGUCGGAACAAAUCUGAAAGGAUUAUAGAAGCCCCCCUUCCCGUUACCAUAAUUGGUCGGCACACUUCUAUGUAAGUGGGAUGUAGUGAAAUGACUUAAAAGGGUUGUGCUCGAUGUUUGCACAAUUUGCACAUUUUUCACUACAAAAAGAAUGUAGUACUUGCAAUCACAAUGCAGGAACGCGGCGCACCGGGAAGUAUUCACAGCGCUUCACUUUUUUUCCAUAUUUUGUUAUGCUACAGUUAGAAUAGAUAAUAUAUUUUUGUCCUCAAAAUUUUACACACAAUACCCCAUAAUGACAAUGUGAAAGGGUUUUUCACCAAACACUAAACAGGUGUGUCAUUGUUUGUGCUAUGGCGCCAUCUUUUGGAUGAGUUCGCUCACUAUUGGUGCUGCAGUGUCCUUCCAUUUGGUGCUUUCAACCGGAAGUAGAAGUGUCGUCUAGCCGUCCAUAGCGUUUCUACUUGAUGGAUUCUUCAUUCAUCACUCCGGGCAACAUUUUUAAGUUUUACAAUAUAACCAAAACAAUUCUUACUUGCUAAACCGUCCCAUGUGUGAGUAUUUUCAUGCAUAUUUGUAUGUGCUAUCGUAAUGUAAACAAGCUAGCGUCUUUAGCAUUAGUUAAUAAGCUAACGCGUUUACAUGUGUCAGUAUUAUUAACUAACAAUGGCAUUUUUUUAAUAUUGUUUCAGUUUUCACAAAUUCCUCAGUAAAUUCACCAAAACGUCAACGUAGAGUUACCGAGUCUGUUUAGUUGAUUGGAGAGCGAGCUUCCGCAGCUAGUGGGUCCAUGACCGUAACUUCUGUUUUGUUUGAUCAGCCGUUUUACUGCUGUGUUACAGACACCGUUUGAAAACAAAGUAUGUAAACAAACAUUUACAGAAUAUUUCUGUGUAAAUAACUAAUUUCACACUGUAUAUAACUGUGGCUUAUAGUCUGGUGCGGCUAAUGUGUGUGUGUCUGUGUAUAUGUAUAUAUGUGUAUGUAUGUACGUAUGUGUAUAUAUAUAUAUAUGUAUAUGUAUACAAACCCCGUUUUCAUAUGAGUUGGGAAAUUGUUUUAGAUGUAAAUAUAAACGGAAUACAAGGAUUUGCGGCCCUGCGAUGAGGUGGCGACUUGUCCAGGGUGUACCCCGCCUUCCGCCCGAUUGUAGCUGAGAUAGGCUCCAGCGCCCCCCGCGACCCCGAAGGGAAUAAGCGGUAGAAAAUGGAUGGAUGGACAAUGAUUUGCAAAUCCUAUUCAACCCAUAUUCAAUUGAAUGCACUACAAAGACAAGAUAUUUGAUGUUCAAACUCAUAAACUUUUUUUUUUUUUUGCAAAUAAUAAUUAACUUAGAAUUUCAUGGCUGCAACAUGUGCCAAAGUAGUUGGGAAAGGGCAUGUUCACCACCGUGUUACAUGGCCUUUCCUUUGAUGAUAUUACGGAGCGUAGAUGGUGAAAUCCCUAAAUUCCUUGCAAUAGCUGGUUGAGAAAGGUUUUUCUUAAACUGUUCAACAAUUUGCUCACACAUUUGUUGACAAAGUGGUGACCCUCGCCCCAUUCUUGUUUGUGAAUGACUGAGCAUUUCAUGGAAUCUACUUUUAAUACCCAAUCAUGGCACCCACCUGUUCCCAAUUUGCCUGUUCACCUGUGGGAUGUUCCAAAUAAGUGUUUGAUGAGCAUUCCUCAACUUUAUCAGUAUUUAUUGCCACCUUUCCCAACUUCUUUGUCACGUGUUGCUGGCAUCAAAUUCUAAAGUUAAUGAUUAUUUGCAACAACAAAAAAAUGUUUAUCAGUUUGAACAUCAAAUAUGUUGUCUUUGUAGCAUAUUCUACUGAAUAUGGGUUGAAAAUGAUUUGCAAAUCAUUGUAUUCCGUUUAUAUUUACAUCCAACACAAUUUCCCAACUCAUAGAAACUGGGUUUGUAUAUACAUGCACACACACAAAUAUAUAUAUAAAUAUAUAUAUAUACAUAUAUAUAUAUAUAUACACACA